AUGGGCGGCGAGGAGAACCGGGCGCCCCGCCGGGCGGCCCCCGACGAGGCCGCGGCCCCAGCAGCCGCGGCGCCCGCCCCGCAGGCCGGCGCCGCCGGGGCCCCGCGCGAACCGGCAGCGGGACCGGCGGCGUCGGGCGCCGCAGCGGGUGCCUUCACGGAGGCGCGCGACAGAGACUCGUUCAUGGAGUGGGCCAAGAGCAUGGCCGCCCCAGGGGCGGGCGCCGCCGUCGGCGGCCCGGCCAGCGGCGGCAGCGCCUCGGCCGCGCUCGUGCGGCAGAUCCGCGCCCAGUUCCCGGACGGGAUACCCGCCCCGGAUCCGAACGCGACGCCGAGGACGCGGCCGAAGCAGCUGGCGCGGGUCCAUGUGCCCUUGGAGGUCGGCUUGCCGCGCCAGGUGUUCCCGGUGAAGCCUGGCGGCUCGCGCAAGCAGCCAGUGCGGCGAGACUCCCCCAGUCGGCUGCGACAGUCCUCCCUCUCGAAGCUGGAGGCCGAGUUCGGAAAGCGGGUGGCGCUCCAGCUGACCAACGGGGACCCCCGCAAGGACCCUGUACGGAAGCAGACGUCGCGGUUCCAGCACGUUGUCGACCAGGAGCGCGCUGCCAAGCGCGACCGGCAGCUCGCGGAGCUCGAGGUCCAGGACGAGGCGCAGGCAAAGAUGGAGGCCAUCAUGCACAUCUCCGUGCAGGCGUGGAAGUGCCAGAGCUGCUUCACGCUGACGGACUCGGAGCGCGCCCGGGCCGAGUGCGCAAAGGCGGGCCACGUGCUGGAGGCGGUCACGGCGAAGAAGGAGCGCUGGCAGUGCAAGGGCUGCAGCCAGGACGUGUCGGUCCUGAACAGGGACCUCCCGGCGCACUGCGCUCGCUGCAACGGCAGCUCCUUCCAGCAGGUGCCCCUGUCCCGGGUCAGGAGGGCGCCGAUGGAGCGGGACCUGCUGCUGCCCCGCGGCGAGGAGCUGAAGUUCCUGAACUCGCUGCCCGGGGCAGCGGCGCAGCGCAGCUGGCAGCGCCCGCGAGAAGCACAGGACGACUACAGCACCCUGGACAACCCCCUCGGGGCCUGAGCUGGGCGGGGGCCGCGUGGCGGCGCCGCGUGCCUCGGCGCCCCUGCUCGGCCCUUCUCUUGCACGAGUGGCUUCGGCGCCCGCGGGCGGGCCCGAGGACUUCCAACGAGUCGCCCCUGCGCGGCUGGCCGGCUGCCGUGCCCGUCGCCGCCGGGGGCGCCCGCAGCGCGCGGCAGGGCGUUGUGUGGGGUGGUGCCGCCCAGCGCCAGGAGGGGGGGGCUAUCGCCGCGCCCGCGGGGAGCCGCUCGUGGACUGGGCGUCCCGAUGCUCCUUGGGGCGCACGGGCGGCGCGCAUCCCCGGGCGAGGGGGCCGCCGCG
Prorocentrum cordatum is the source of this 1380-nucleotide messenger RNA. The record is from the annotation of a GenBank genome assembly. Lineage: Eukaryota; Dinophyceae; Prorocentrales; Prorocentraceae.